UUGAGCACGAGAAUGAUAUCAGGUGGCUGGAAAAUCACAAAGUGAAAAUCCAACUAUGAAGGGACCUUCACCAUCAGAGGAAAAGAUGUCAGCAAAUACUACUCAUUCAGAAAUUGAAUCUCAUAUGGUUCCGUCUGAGCUUGAAUCAUCAUCAAGUCAAAGUUCAUCCACCAACUCUGUCUCUCGGUCAGUUUUGAAUCCUGGAGAAACUAGUAAUAACAUGACAAUGGAAAUAGUGUCCAACGAGUCUGCAGACUCAACAGAUGUCUCUUCAGCUAAGCAACCAAGUGUCAGUACAGAAACUACAAAUCCAGUAAAGCCUAUUGAAGCUAAUAGUAACACAAUAAUGGAAGUAGUAUCUGACACCAUUACAAACCCAGCAACAACAAAUGUCUUACUGAUCAAAGAAUUGAACUCUAGUAAAAAUCAUGCAAAUGGUAUGAAUGUUGUAGUAACUACAAGUUCAGUGCAAAAAGAAGUAAACCAUAACAUAGUCAGCAGUGCCCUGACAUCACUCUCAGGCUAUGGGCAGUCAGAUAGUGAGGAUGAUAGCAUGGAAGAAGACCCUGCACCUGCCUCAGUCCUGACCACAAAUGCCGCCACCUUGCAGAACAGAACCGCUUCAGAAGGCACUCCGUUAAAGUCAGCCUUACCUCACCAGUCUGUUAAUGAUGGGAAAGUGCAGCAGGUGUCGCAGCUUCCCCUGCAUAAGGAAGAUCAGAGCCAUAAUAAUGGCCAGAGCAAAGAGCAGACCUUUACCAGUAUUGCGUCAAGUAAUAAGACCAAUCCUGAGGUUGAGGUUUUGGGUGUUGUCAAUUCGGGUAAUUACAGAUUCACAAUUGAUGUCGGCAGUGGAACCGAUGACUCAGAGAGUGACUCGAAUAUGUCAUCUUCAUCAUCUUCAUCCUCAUCCUCAUCAUCUUCUGAUAAUGAGAGUGACUCUGAAGAAGUAAUACCCAAGAAUCCUGUUGUUGAACAGGUUCAAAAGUAA
Messenger RNA from Penaeus vannamei (Pacific white shrimp), 991 nucleotides. The record is from RefSeq and is a predicted model, not a curated record. Lineage: Eukaryota; Metazoa; Arthropoda; Malacostraca; Decapoda; Penaeidae.